AUGCAGCCCCAGCGACGCCGGCGUGAGUCCCUCACGCCCCAGCAGCUGCGUGAGUGGUACGCUGGUUGGGGCUGUAGGGGUGGCGACGCUACUCCUACUACCACUCCUGCUGCUUCUACUCGUGGUGGCGGCCAGAUGCAGCUCCCGCGACCCUCUCGCGUGUCUCUCACGCCUCGCCAGCUUCGUGAGUGGUACGCUCAGAGUGGAGGGUCUCUCAGUGCUGUUCGCUGCUCUUACGUGAUUCGCACUGGUACUCGGACUGGUCAGCCUUGUGGGACACGUAGUCAUACACCGUCCCGCUGCUUCGCCCGUCUGAGCGACGCCUGGCGUACCGUGUUUGGCGAUGAGGCUGAGCUUCCCGACUGGGUGGAGUUGCUUAGGCAGAGGGUAGAUAUAUAUGCUCUUGACUAUGAUGCUAUUCUCACUGCCAUGUAUGCAUUGCCUACUAGUGCUGACCGUGCCGGUCACCUAUGCGUCCCGCCUGAUCCAGGUACAGGUGCGGCUGCUGCUCUAGGUGCUAGUGAGUCUGCUUCCUCAGGUGCGGGUGAGGCUGCGCUUUCAGGUACCGCGUUGGCUUCGGCCUCCCUCACCUUUACACUUGACUCUGGGGCUUCUCGCUCCUUCUUUCGGGACCGCACCACACUCACGCCGCUUGGUCGGCCGGUUGCAGUCUCCCUGGCUGACCCCUUUGGGGGUCCUGUCCUCGCUCACUUCUCCACUGUCCUCCCGUGUCCGGCUGCCCCCUCGGGCACCCUGUCUGGCCUGUACCUCCCCUCGUUCUCGACGAACUUGGUGAGUGGUGCAGACCUACAGGAUGCGGGGGUUCACCAGUUCACUCCUGCGAGUCAGCGGGUGACCCACUGCACGGACGCACGCACAGGCCGGCACCUGGCCACGUUCUCGCGUCGGCCGGGGUCGAGCCUCUACACCCUGACCACUGAGUCUCCUCCUGUCCCCGCGUCCGGUCAGGUAGCAGUGUCGGGUCAGGUGUUUGCUGCUGCGUCCAGGUCUGGUCCUGAGUCUGCCCCCUGUUCGUGUCGCCUCCUGUCUCACGAGACUCUUCUGUGGCACCACCGUCUAGGCCACCCCUCCUUGCCCCGUCUUCGGGGCAUGGCUUCCCGUGUCCUUGUCUCUGGUCUUCCCCAGUCUCUCCCUCCCCUUCCUUCGGGACCAGGACCUUCCUGUGUCCCCUGUGUCGAGGGGCGCCUCAGGGCUGCUCCUCACUCCUCCCAGUUUCCCCCGACAGAGGCUCCUCUGCAGACGCUUCACAUGGACGUGUGGGGCCCGGCCCCCGUCCGUGGGCAGGGUCACGAGCGCUACUUCCUGUUGGUGGUUGACGACUACUCGCGUUACACCUCAGUCUUCCCCUUGCGCAGCAAGGGUGCUGUCACUGAGGUGCUGAUCGACUGGAUCCGCGAGGCUCGUCUCCAGCUCAGGAGGAGCUUCGGCUCGGACUUUCCUGUUCUGCGUUUGCACUCUGACCGAGGUGGGGAGUUCUCCUCUCGCCUUCUGCGAGACUACUGUCGUGCACAGGGGAUCCGCCAGACCUUUACGCUUCCGGACUCUCCAAAGCAAAAUGGGAUUGCUGAGCGCCGCAUUGGCAUGGUCAUGGAUGUCGCUCUGUUACUGUGGACGGGGAAGGUCGGCGAUGCGUCUGCGUUCCGUGUCUGGGGAUCUCGGGCGUUUGUCCGCGACUUGUCUGCGGACAAGCUGUCCCCCCGUGCUGCUCCCUGUGUCUUCCUUGGCUUCCCCACUGACGCUCCAGGGUGGCAGUUCUACCACCCCUCCUCUCGUCGUGUUCUGUCCUCCCAGGACGUCACGUUCGACGAGUCAGUCCCUUUCUACCGCCUCUUCCCCUACCGUACUCCUUCCCUCCCCCCCCCACCGGACUUCCUGGUACCAGUUCCCCCCCCGGUAGACCCCCUCCCCCCUCAGGUUCCUGCCCCUUCAGGUGUGUCCCAGGUAGACACGGUCGAGCCAGUCGAGGUUGCUGCUGAGUCUGGUCCUGCUGCGGGUGCUGAGCCUGGGGGUGCUGCUGCUGGGGGUGCUGAGCCUGGGGGUGCUGAGCCUGGGGGUGCGAGGCCGGGGGGUGCUGAGUCUGGGGGUGCUGAGCCGGGGGGUGCUGAGCCGGAGGGUGCUACGUCAGGAGCUGCUGAGCCUGGGGGUGCUGGGCCUGGAGGUGCGGAGCCUGCGCCUGCUGGACCUGGGGGCUCUCCGGUUCUUCCAUCUCGGCGGGAGCCGCUCUCUCCACAUGAGCUGCGCGAGUGGUUUGCUCGCCGCUGGAGGCGUGCUGCUGGAGCUGGAGCUUCUUCGCCUGCUGAGGGUGCUGCCGGUCCCGGAGCUGCUGGGCCUGCGGGUCCUACUGGAGCUGGAGCUACUGAGUCUGGGGGUGCUGAGUCUGGAGCUGCUGAGCCUGGAGGUGCUGAGUCUGGAGCUGCUGAGCCUCGGGGUGCUACGUCUGGAGCUGCUGUGCCUGGGGGUGCUGAGUCUGGAGCUGCUGAGCCUGGGGUUUCUCCUGCUGCUGCGUCUCGCCGGGAGCCCCUCUCUCCACAGGAGCUGCGCGAGUGGUUUGCUCGCCGCUGGAGGAGUGCUGCUGGAGCUGGAGCUUCGUCGACCGUCGAGGGUGCUGGUGCUGCCGGUCCCGGAGCUGCUGGACCUGCGGGUCCUACUGGAGCUGGAGCUGCUGAGGGUGUUGGUGCUGAGACUACUGCUGUCUGUCCUGGCGGUGGUUCUGCUGCUGGUGCUGCUGGAGGUCCUGCCGCUGGAGGUGUUGGUGGCGCUGGUGCUGUCGCUGAGGGUGCUGGUGCUGUCCCUGCUGAGUCUGGAGCUGCCGCGCGGCCUCGGCCGUACUUCGUUCCGCUCCUACAGCAGGUUCUUGGUCUUUCUCCUUCGGUAGAGUGUCCACAGCCUGUCCAGUCGCAGUCACUGUUGGAGCCUUCCUCUCCUCUGCCUGCUCCCUCUCCUUACACUGGUCCUACUGGAGGUCUUGCUGAGCAUCGUGAGCCUGCGUCUCGUCCCGCGUCGCCGGUUCGUGCUGCUCGCGCUAGUGGUCGCGGUUCGCGUCAGCGUCCUCCUCCUGUCCCUGGCACGCACCGGAUGUCUCUGCGUCCGUGCACUGCUCCUCUGCGUGCCCCUUUGCCUUCUCCUCCUGAGUCCUCUCUUCCUGCGCUUGCCGACCCUGAGUCGGACUCUCUUUGCGCUGCCAGUCCUACUGUCCCGCGUCUGCUUGCUACUGUCGUCACUGACCCCUCUUUUGAGUCCACUGCUGCGUCUGCUCUAGUCGCUGAGCUCGUCGACUUUGCUGCUCGCUGUCGUCUCGACUACGCUGCUAGUCUUGUUGCUGAGUCUGCGUCUGUCUGUCCUCCGUCCGUCGGGGGUGAGUGUGCUCUUGGCACGGACGUCCUAGAGGACAGGCAGGAGGAGUUACAGUGUCUAGCGGCUGCUUCACCUCAUCUCGCGUCUGUACUGCUUGCCCCUGAGGGAGACCCGGAUGCACUAGACAUCCCGACUCCGCGUUCUUACGCGGAGGCCGUAGAGGGUCCCUACUCCUCUCAGUGGCAGGCAGCUAUGGAUGCAGAGAUGGCUUCCUGGAAGUCCACAGGCACCUACGUUGACGCGGUUCCCCCUCCUGGGGCGAACAUCGUCAGUGGCAUGUGGAUCUUCAGAGUGAAGCGGCCGCCGGGCUCUCCACCUGUCUUCAAGGCACAGUACGUUGCUCGUGGCUUCAGUCAGCGGCAGGGAGUUGACUACUUUCAGACCUUCUCUCCCACCCCGAAGAUGACCACUCUUCGGGUGCUACUGCACAUAGCCGCUCAGCGCGACUACGAGCUUCACUCUCUCGACUUCAGCACUGCGUUCCUGCAGGGUAGCCUGCACGAGGAGAUCUGGCUGCGCCGUCCACCUGGCUUCACUGGGACUUUCCCUCCUGGCACCCAGUGGAGCCUCCGACGGCCAGUCUACGGUCUCCGCCAGGCACCGCGUGAGUGGCACGACACACUGAGGACUACGCUUGCGGCUCUUGGGUUUGCUCCUUCUAUUGCUGACCCGUCGCUGUUUCUGCGCACCGACACUUCACUGCCGCCGUUCUACAUCCUCGUGUACGUCGACGACUUGGUCUUUGCCACAGCGGACACUGCUGGACUCGCCUACGUGAAGUCCGAACUGCUGAAGAGACACACGUGCACAGACCUGGGUGAACUGCGCAGCUACCUUGGCUUGCAGAUCACUCGGGACAGAGCACGCCGCACCAUUACCUUGACUCAGUCACACAUGGUGCAGCAGGUCCUUCAGCGCUUUGGCUUCACGUACUCCUCGCCUCAGGCCACUCCUCUGCCUACUCGCCACUCACUCUCAGCUCUGCCUUCGGAUGAGUCCGUAGAGUCGAGUGGUCCGUAUGCAGAGCUUGUUGGCUGCCUCAUGUACCUGAUGACCUGCACACGACCUGACCUUGCAUACCCUCUGAGCAUUCUUGCACGCUAUGUUGCUCCUGGGAGACACAGACCAGAGCACAUGGCUGCAGCGAAGAGGGUAUUGCGCUACCUGUGCAGUACGUCGGGCAUGGGGCUAGUGCUUGGAGGGCGGAGUCCAGUGGUCCUUACCGGCCACGCGGACGCUUCUUGGGCUGACAACCAGGCUACGCAGCGGUCGUCACAGGGUUACACCUUCAGCCUUGGUUCCGGCUCUGUCUCGUGGCGGUCUACUCGCUCGUCUUCGGUUCUCGGCUCCAGUUGUGAGGCUGAGAUCUACGCCGGGGCCAUGGCUGCACAGGAGCUUCGCUGGCUCACCUACCUGCUGACUGACCUUGGAGAGCCACCUCGUUCUCCUCCAGUGCUGUACGUAGACAACAAGGCCAUGCUGGCAUUGUGUCGAGAGCAGCGCUUGGAGCACAGAACGAAGCACAUUGCUCUCCGCUACUUCCUUGCUCGUGAGCUGCAGCAGCGUGGUCAGUUGCGACUUGCGUACGUGGCCUCUGAGGCCAACACUGCUGAUGUGUUCACCAAGGCACUUGCGCCUUGUGACCAUCAGCGCUUUUGCACCCAGCUGGGUCUUGUGCCUGUCUUGCCUCACUUGCUCUCCUCUUGA
This is a messenger RNA of Closterium sp. NIES-65, 5082 nucleotides long. The record is from the annotation of a GenBank genome assembly. Lineage: Eukaryota; Viridiplantae; Streptophyta; Zygnematophyceae; Desmidiales; Closteriaceae.